Oncorhynchus kisutch (coho salmon) is the source of this 970-nucleotide messenger RNA. RefSeq names its product bMERB domain-containing protein 1. The transcript is spliced from 6 exons. Bases 149 to 730 code for a protein of 193 amino acids. The record is from RefSeq and is a predicted model, not a curated record. NCBI's taxonomy places the organism in Eukaryota, Metazoa, Chordata, Actinopteri, Salmoniformes, Salmonidae.
UGCAGCUUGGUACUUAAUGAAAGGCUGUGCGCAUAGACUGCUCCAGUUGCCUUUUCUUGUUAGUUUUCCUUCGGUUCCCAAGACACAGCAUUGUACUUGUUUGACAGCGCAUCCUUGACCAGUUUGGAAUCGAACCCAGGGUUGAGAGAUGGAAAAGGAAAAUAAACACGGAUCCUCACAUCAGUACGGCUCUCUGGAAUGCACUAAAUGGAAUACAGACAAUUCCAAAACAGAAGAGGACAUCGUCUCCAUGGCAGACUCCACCAUCACCAUAGAUGACAUCGAGGGAGAGCUGUUCAAGAUUGACAGGAUUCGAGAUGUGCUGGUCAGAAGAGAGUCAGAACUCAGAUACAUGAUGGAUGACAUUCAGCUGUGUAAGGAAAUCACUCGCCUCAAGACGGAGCUCCAGAAACUGGUGUCCAUACCAGACAAUGACAAGUCCAACGAGGACAGGCAGAAAGAGGAGGAUCUUCUCCAGCAGAUCCACAAGCUGGUGGAGACCAGAGAUUUCCUUGUUGACGAUGUGGAGUUUGAGAGGCUAAGGGAAAGGGAGGAGGACAAAGAAAUGGCUGAUUUCCUCCAGUCCAAGUUCCCCAGAAACUCCAAGAAGAAAGGUCAGAUUCCAGCCAGACGGCUAACGUCCAGGGCCCAGCAGACCUCGUCCCCCUUCACCAAGACAGGCCUGUCCCUGCUGAAGGAGUGCUGUGGCUUCACCUGCUCCAUCAUGUAGGCCGGGCCCUCAGGGGCUCUACCAUGGAGCCACAAUAGAACCCUGUUGCAUCACAUUUCCAGCUUUCCAACCCGAGUAACACUUGAAGUACAGACAGACAACCAGCCAGUGGAGUAGGUUGGGUAUGUCGCCAGGAUGAGAUUAGUGGUGUUUUAUCUCCCAGUCUAUGCUGCAUCCCGUCUGGGCUGUGUUUCUCUUUCACUUCUUUGUUUCUCUCUCUCCCUGUCCAACCCUCCCCCC